Messenger RNA from Pangasianodon hypophthalmus (striped catfish), 6296 nucleotides. RefSeq names its product ST6 (alpha-N-acetyl-neuraminyl-2,3-beta-galactosyl-1,3)-N-acetylgalactosaminide alpha-2,6-sialyltransferase 4 (gene st6galnac4). Lineage: Eukaryota; Metazoa; Chordata; Actinopteri; Siluriformes; Pangasiidae. The record is from RefSeq and is a predicted model, not a curated record. Gene Ontology annotation, biological process: oligosaccharide metabolic process; ganglioside biosynthetic process. The transcript has 6 exons. Gene Ontology annotation, molecular function: alpha-N-acetylgalactosaminide alpha-2,6-sialyltransferase activity. Bases 265 to 1110 code for a protein of 281 amino acids.
AUUUUUACUUUGUAAAAAAGGCUUCCCCCAUAUAGCAACAUGCCCCAUUUCACAUACUCCUUAUAUUCUUUCAGCUUUCUUUACUUCCUGUUAUUCAAACAUGACCCGUUUUAAUUUACCCAAAUAAAAAGACGAUGAUGUCGGAACUAAGUAUCUCGAUGACUUCUUUACUCCGGAACAUAAACAUGAGCGUGCCGAGGAAAAUGAUGACUUGAGUGAAAGUAAUUUGCGACGUGGUGGAAGAGCCUUAGGCUUCAGCAGGAUAUGAAGUCUCUGAAGUUUCGUUGGCUUUUUCUCCUCCUGAUCACCGUUUCUCUGCUGCUCUGGUACAAUCACAUUACCAAAACAGGAGAAGUAGAUCUGGGACUUCGUAGCUACGUGAGAAUUUCACCUGGCAAGUCAAGUUCACGCUACCUGGUGCUGCACUGUGCCCGCUGCGCCGUGGUCUCCAGCUCGGGCCAGGUGCUAGGCAGCAGACGUGGGCGUGAGAUUGACGGGCAUGAAUGCGUGAUCCGCAUGAACGCAGCGCCGACACAUGGCUUUGAGGCUGAUGUGGGCAACAGGACGACUGUCCGUGUCGUCUCACACUCCAGCGUGCGACGCCUGCUGCACCUUGAGGCCUUUUUCUUCAAGCAAGAGGCAAACACACACUAUGUGGUUUGGGGUCCUGAGCGGAACAUGAGGCACGACGGCAAGGGACGAGUGUUCAAUCUGCUGACAAAACUGGCAUGGAAAUACCCGGACGCGCACAUCUAUGCUGUGAGCAGGGAGAAGAUGAUGCAGUGUGAUCGCAUCUUCCAGAACGAGACCGGCAAGAACAGAAUGAAGUCGGGUGCAUUCCUCAGCACCGGAUUUUUCACUAUGAUUUUUGCGCUGGACGUGUGCGACAGCAUUAACGUUUAUGGGAUGAUAGAUGGCUCAUAUUGCAGUCUCACCAAUUACUCUUCAGUGCCCUAUCACUAUUACGAGUCGAAUCGUCUGGACGAGUGUGGCAUGUACAAAGUGCACGAGCGUGUGCGGAGAGGCGGUCAUCGCUUCAUCACAGAGAAACAGAUCUACAGACGCUGGGCCUCACAGGGAAAAUUAAAAUUCCAAUAUCCAAAGUGGUGAACUGAACAAGAACCCAGACACCUCCGUGCUAAGGAAUAACGCACUUAGAGUCCUUCCUCAAACUGCAGUAAGACGUCCAAAAAAAGACGAAAGCGGAACCAUCAUAGGAACUGUAAUCAUGUUACAUUAAUUUUCAACCAUUUCAAUAUUUAUCCAUUUCAUCUAGCUUUUGAUUUACUGUUGAUUAAUUACAGCAGCUGGUCUGUUUUUAUUUUUUAUUUUUGUUUUGUUAUGUUUCUGAUUUCAUAAGGAAGCCCAAAGGGGAAAUCAGCAUUUAUCUUCCUUUGAAUAGUAUUAUUUUUAAGGCUGCACUUGUUGUUAAGCCGUGUGAGAUCACAUGAGGCAUCAUGUUACAGGAGAUAUGACAAAAUGAGAGUGGUUAUAUGAGGUUACAUACGGCUAUGCCUGAUAGUUUCAUGAGGCUGUGUGAAGUUAUACAGCUUUUCCUACAAGUGCUAUGGUUACUAAUCUGAAUCCAGAUGUGUCUGGUCCUGGUGUCUGUGUGUGUUUCUCAUCUGUAAAAAUAAGAGUUCCCUGUUGGACUUUGGGUGGUGACUUAUAACAGGUACCGAAUCCAAAUGAUACAAAAACAGGAACAUUGCUUAUUUUACACUAAAGGGGCAAGAAUAAAGUAGCAUACAGUUUGCACUAUAAAUAAGCAGUUCAUCUCUCAAAUUCUGAUGACUGCACUGUGCCAAAAUUAGUGGUUCCUCUAUUUUACAGACCUGCCAACCUUUACGCGUUUUGCGUGGAAAGCGCAUUUUAACAUAAACGCACGGUGUUGAGUUAACCAGUCUAUGGCUUUGGCUGAAUGAGUGUUGUGAUGACGUCCCAUGAUGCGUCUUGGCCCAAAUCUGUGGGGGAAAAAAAGAAAAUCUGCAAUAAUUUUGAAAAAUUUGCAACCUCCUCCAAAUAUUGCAGAGUUUGCUUGAGUUUACGUUAAUUUUUUCAAAAAAGCUUGAAAUCCUGGAGGGUUUGGUUAACACUCAAAAUUACACAAAAAGAGGCUUUUUUUCCCCUCUAUAAAUAUGUUAAAAUAAACCAGUCAACAUGUGAAUAUGAAAUGAUUGACAGUUGUGCAAGUGUUUUGAACUCUCCAGUAUUAGUCCCGCCCCUUUCCUUUAUCUCACAUUAGUCUCGGCUCCUCUUGAGUGCCUUCGCUUUCUGUUAAGGUAAAUGGAGAAGAUUUAGUGUACCUUUGUGCGAAAUAAAAUCCAUCAACAUUUGCUCAACAGUAGCUUUAUACUGUAUUGGUAAUAUCGGUUAAAAUUUUGUCUGAAAAUAUUAAAAAACGCCAUAUUUUCUGCCAAAAGAGAAAAUUAAUUUUCUGUAUUUAAUAAUUUAAUACACUUUGUGUAAAAUUGAACACUUUACAAAUAAUUGAUAGUGUUUUAAAACACAGCAUGAGCUCCUGGAACGGCCACUGCAGCUGCAUUCAAAUAUAUACAUGAGGUUUUACGGUAACUAGAAGGCAAGCGGCUGCUCCGGCCAACCCCCAAGCUCCCCAUGAUUACUGUAAAACACCAUAUAUACAUGCACUACAUUUUCUACCAUAUGCAAAUGAUCUGUAAAAGAACUAUGUUAAAAAUGUAUUGUUUUUACAAACACCACCACGCCCGCUGGGACAAACCCUAGGUCUGAUUUUGGAUCCUCUGAGCUGCAAUAGAACUGCUUCAGAGGUAAAUGCAGCCAAAUCAGUUAAGCUACUGGUCAACAAUGUAAAUUACCAAAUGUAGAACUCGAAACAAAGAUCACAGCAAAAUUUUGCAGACAAAAAACAGGUCUGAAGGCUGAUCGUGGAAUCUUUGGCUAGUUGCGCUUGCUAACUUCAGGAACCAACACAGGAAAACAGGGAAUUACACACUGCUGCUUUAAUCUUUUUUCUUUUCAGAUUUAACAUCAGUAUUACUAAAAGCAGGAGUGUUCCCCUUUGAAAGCCUUGAAUUGCAUACAGACACUUGCAGUGUGAUAAUGUUUACAGACCGAUGACUGUCUAGCAGGUCUGAGCGAUAAUAUAUUCAAAAUAGAUCAUAUUUUAUUAUUAUUAUAGGCCCUUUAUAAUGCUGUCUCUACUCCUGCAGUUCAUUCGGCAGGAAUCUGGGCAGAACUGUUGCUCUGACUGAGGAAUAUGUUUACAAAAGUUAACUGCAUAUAUCAUAGCUUUCAUAACCUCAUUCUCAUGUUGAAAUUUGAAACUACUGAUCUUACGAGCAACAUACGAAUGCUCCUAACUUGCAUUAGCUAUUUAAUCUAGCUAUGUUAGUCAUUUCACUGUUUGAUACAAGACCUAACCUCUAUAAAACAUGAAAUAAGAAAUAAGUUUGAUUUAAAAUGUCUAAUUUGACAGGUACAGAUCAAUACGCAAAUGAUAAUAAUGCAUAUAUAAAAAUGUAACAUUGGCAUAUGCAUUCUGGUCAAACCAAAGGAAUCCAUGAACAUGCUGCUCUUUUAUUUAUCUGCUUCUAUGUUUCAUUCAUUCAUAUGAAAUUCUCAACAGGAAAUAUGCUAGCUAAAAUGUUUACCUGUACAGACUGUGAUCACAGCCAUGGAUCGCAGUCAUGGAUAUUUCACUGGAAUUUUAACAAAUGUUUUAUGAUAAACUGAUACUGCUGUUACAUUAAAACCUGUUCUAGGAAUGUAUUAUUUAAUUUUUUUUCCCCCCCCCUAUGAUUUCCCUGCUUCUUUUGAGCUAAAACAUUAUGUGGGAUUUUUAAAGCACUGAUUCUCAUUUUAUUUACGCUAUUAUGCAUAUUGAAUGUGUCUCGUGUUACAAACUACAAAGCAAUCUGUUGUUUUAAUGGCACUUUAUGCAGUAUGUAAAUUGCUCUCUGUUUAUGAGCUAGGCUUUUAUGUAGAGAAUGUCAGCUAAUUUGUGUGGAUUAUGCAUGUUUUGUAUUUUUAAGCUGUACAUUGCACUUUCAGUUAUGUAGUACAGGAAGUCUCUUUCACUUUAUUUGCUUAAAAAAUGUUAUGUUAGGAAAAGAUUAUUAAUGUCAUAAUGGCCUGGGAAAACCCUUUACAUUCAAAUUUUUUCCUUUUUUUUUUUUUUUUUUUUUUUUUUUUUUUUACAAUUAGUUCUGAAAAGUAUGACAUAAAUUAGAGAAACAAUACAUUUAAAUUUGUAGCUGCAAUAAUAAAAAUGUACGACUGGUCCAUUGUUGUCAAUAGCCCCUUCUACUGCUACCUUAAACCUGAUACAUUUUUAACACCUAUUUGCAAAAAAUAAUGCAAAAAUAUAAAUAAAUAAAUAAAUAAAUAAAUAAAUAAAUAAAUAUAGUUUUCAUUUGACUCACCCUUGCAAUUCAAACAGAAGUAAAGUUCUAAUAUUUUGAAAUCUGAGAGAGCAUUGUAAAUUACAGAGUCUGUUCUGACCAGCACAGGUGCAUUGUUGAAAUUUUGACAGCUAGUAUACAUAAAAAUAUUUUGGCCCAAACCUUAUUUUUCAUUUCUUGCUUGUUUGCGAGAAUUCAGCCACAGCAACAUCCAAUGUGUUUUCCCAGUCCACCACACAAUUUGCUGUAGUGUCAAUAUUUAUUUUGUAUUAUAUGUGCUAUAGCAGCAUUUGAUGUAUGAAAUUAGAUUUAUGUCGAAAGAAUUGAAAAUCAUUUUUGGAGUAUCAAAAUAAUUGAAACUCCUCGACGAAACAUGGGAAUUAGUCUUCAAAAACAAAAGCCCUUUUUGUUUACAGUGUUCUGCUCUUUAUUUUGUCUGUUCUUCACCAUCACCUUUACUAGUUCACUGUCGGCUUUUUCCUUUCUGGUAGUGCGGUUUUCAGUUAUAAUUCGGGCACAAAUUUCUUGAGUGGCCUGGUUUUACAGGAUUACAGGAUCUCUAUUGACUAAUGAGGUUUGGAGUGACGUCUCAGUUCUUUCGCAGUAGAAAGAAAGUGUUCUGUGCUAAGUGAGGUCAACUAGCUAGCGCACUUUAAAGCGGUUGUAACGUGACCAUUUAAUGUGAUUUUGGAUGAUGAUGAAGUUUUGGGAAGUAAAAUAAUGCUGUUUGCUAAUGUCUCAGAUAUUUGUGAAAUGAUUCAAAAGUCUUUCUUGAGAUUUUUUACAUAUAAAAUCACUAAAAAAAAAAAAACACUUGGAAAGUUAGAACACUUGGAAAAACACUUCGCUUUCUAAAAUGUUUUUUUUUUUAAAUCCUUUAUGAAAGUGAGACCUUCUGUUGUAGAGUUUCCCAACGAGUGACAACCAGAAAAACCUUUACUUUCCUAGAUGGAACCUUUGCUUUUAUUAUGAUACUUUUAAAAAAAAUUACAUUUAAUCCUUUCAACACAAAUCUGAUUUCAUAAUUUAGUCCUCAAAUAUGUCUGUAGAAAAAAAUGCUGCUUGCUUUCUUAUUUUUGUCUCUUUUUUUAAUGUCAAAAUAAUAUAAAUAAUAUAUUAUGUUAUUAUAUUAUAUUAUUAUAUUAUAUAUUAAUAUAUAUAUAAUAUAUAAUAUAUUUGCUAUAACUAUAGUUUCUAUUUGUCAUUUGGUCCUUAAUAUUUUCAGCCAAUCUGAUGUAACCUGUAUUUUACUUUAAACUGUAAAUCUUAUUUUUUUUUAACCUUGAUGCAUAUAAUGCAUUGAGCUACCUGAACAUUUGUUAUUAAUAACUAAAAAGCUGCUUUACACCUACUGUGAUUUUACAAUCUCCAACAAUAUUUCGCAUCUAUAUUUUCAGUAAACAUAAAGCUGGGGUCGUAGGAUUAUGUCCUGAACCAAUUGUUGUUGUUGUUUGUUUUAAAAAUUUUUUAAACAAUUCUUUUAAUUGUAAAAUUUAUUUGAUUUAUUUAAUUCACCACAACUAGAUUUGCAUCCAGAAAUAUUUGUGUAGCAACAUUUCAAGCCCUACAGCAGGACUGCCCUGAUAAAUGAUUCAUCUCAUCAGUUUCGAUCAGGGAAAUCACACUGUACUUGACACCAGUGCCCAAUGUUCUGGGACUGGAGUUGUGCACCACUGCAGCACACAUUCAUGCUUUUAUACUGUCACUUUAAUGUAACCAGGCAACCUUUGAUACAACUUUGAUAUAACAGCAUAUGUUUUUGGCUAAGAAAAUGAAUAUGUGUAUGCUAAUAGCUAGUUAAAUGUAUUGUAUUUCUAAUUCAUAAUCCAGUUAAAUCACUAAUAACACAUAAAACUGCAUUGUCAAACAUCUUUAAAAUAAAGUAUCUGCUUUGCCAAGACUUUGACUCCUUUG